This is a messenger RNA of Colletotrichum truncatum, 135 nucleotides long. The record is from RefSeq and is a predicted model, not a curated record. Lineage: Eukaryota; Fungi; Ascomycota; Sordariomycetes; Glomerellales; Glomerellaceae.
AUGAUAGCCCAAGUCGAAGAUUUUCAUUUUCUUACUUUUUAUCAGAGGCACUUACCUUUUCCCCUCCUUCUCUUUUUCUUGUGCUGGAUUUGCCGGCCACACGGUCUACAUGUUCUGCUUUUUUCUUGGCGCUGA